Messenger RNA from Caenorhabditis briggsae, 888 nucleotides. RefSeq names its product Protein CBR-COL-34 (gene Cbr-col-34). The transcript is spliced from 4 exons. Gene Ontology annotation, molecular function: structural constituent of cuticle. Bases 1 to 888 code for a protein of 295 amino acids. Lineage: Eukaryota; Metazoa; Nematoda; Chromadorea; Rhabditida; Rhabditidae. The record is from RefSeq and is a predicted model, not a curated record.
AUGGAUUUGGAGACACGCAUCAAAGCGUAUCGUUUUGUGGCCUAUUCGGCUGUCGCCUUUUCAGUCGUCGCUGUUAUUUCGGUAUGCGUCACUCUACCAAUGGUCUACAACUACGUGCAUCAUGUGAAAAGAACUAUGCACAAUGAAAUCACAUUUUGCAAGGACAUCUGGAACGAGGUACACGCCUUGAAAUCCCUCCCAAACAGUAACCGUACCGCUCGUCAAGCCUACAACGACGCCGCAGUGACCGGUGGUGGCGCCCAAUCAGGCUCCUGUGAGUCCUGCUGUCUUCCAGGACCCCCAGGGCCCGCCGGAACACCAGGAAAGCCCGGAAGACCAGGAAAGCCAGGAGCACCAGGCCUCCCAGGCAAUCCAGGACGCCCACCACAGCAGCCAUGCGAGCCAAUCACUCCACCACCAUGCAAACCAUGCCCACAAGGACCACCCGGACCGCCAGGACCGCCUGGACCACCGGGAGACUCUGGAGAGCCUGGAUCACCGGGACUUCCGGGACAAGACGCCGCACCUGGGGAGCCGGGACCAAAGGGACCGCCGGGACCACCUGGAGCUCCAGGAGCACCAGGAACACCUGGAGAGCCGGGAGUACCUGCUCAAAGCGAGCCGCUCAUUCCUGGAGAGCCUGGACCACCAGGAGAGCCCGGACCACAGGGACCACCAGGACCACCAGGACAGCCAGGAGCCGAUGGAUCGCCAGGACAACCGGGACCAAAGGGGCCCAAUGGGCCAGACGGACAGCCAGGAGCCGAUGGGAAUCCAGGAGCACCGGGACCAGCCGGACCACCAGGAUCGCCAGGAGAGCGUGGAAUCUGUCCAAAGUACUGCGCCAUCGACGGAGGAGUGUUCUUCGAGGAUGGAACUCGUCGUUAA